AUGGGCUUCGACUACGCGCUCGUUCAUCUCAAGUACACGAUCCCCCCGGCCGUGUUGCUCACCUGGCUCUACCGCCCUUUCUUUACUAAACUCGACGUGUACAAGGUCGUCUAUCUGGUAGUGGUUGCCGUUGUCUCGACUAUACCAUGGGAUUCCUACCUUAUCCGCACCGGCAUCUGGAGCUACCCCGCCCAUGUCAUUAUUGGUCCAAAGCUGCUUGACAUUCCGUUGGAAGAGGUCUUCUUCUUUGUCGUCCAGACAUACAAUACAUCAGUCCUGUACCUCCUCCUCAGUAGGCCCACCUUUCAGCCUGUCUAUCUAAGUCCGGAACGCGGCGCGUCCAAUAGCCGAUGGGCAUACACGAAACGUACUGGCCAAAUCUUCUUUCUGGGUGUCAUCGCAUGGGGAUGGCGUUGCAUCCAGGAUGACAGCAAGGGUACAUAUACCGGUCUCAUUCUGAUAUGGGCCGGUCCCUUCCUGCUGAUGCUCUGGAGUCUCGCCUAUCAGUUCAUUCUGGCCCUUCCUCUGACCAACACCGCGAUACCCAUCAUCCUUCCUACGCUCUACCUCUGGAUUGUCGACACCCUAGCCCUGCGCAGAGGAACAUGGGUAAUCAACACAGGUACAAAAUAUGGUGUGCACUUGUGGGACGGUCUCGAGGUUGAGGAAGCCCUCUUCUUCCUCGUCACCAACUGCCUCAUAGUGUUUGGUCAAUUAGCAUUUGACAAUGCCCUUGCAGUGCUGUACACGUUCCCGGCCAUGUUUGCGAAGCCCUCCCUGCUUCCAUCACCCAAAACGCUGAUGGGCGCUCUACUCACUCCAUGCUCCAAGUACGAUGAUGCCCGCCUAAUAGGCCUUAGCGAGGCUGUGCAACGUCUCAAGCGUAAAAGCCGUAGUUUCUACCUGGCCUCCGCAACCUUCCCCGGACCUUUACGGGCAGACCUGCUGCUGCUCUACUCCUUCUGCCGCGUUGCUGACGAUCUGGUGGAUAAUGCUUCCUCCGCUGAUGAAGCCAAGGCCUGGAUAGCGAAAUUGCGCAAGUUCCUAAACAAUACGUAUAGCGAUUCUGCAUCCAAGUCUACAGUACAUGACCAAGUUCGCGAGGACUUUCCUGCUGCUACUCAAUCUGCGCUCCUCCAGCUUCCAGCCGUUAAACUCUCGCAUCAACCACUGGAGGAUCUUCUACGCGGCUUCGAGAUGGAUCUUGCUUUCGAUAAGGGACCCUUGAUCAAGACCACGGAGGAUUUGCGCUUGUAUUCAGAGCGCGUAGCGGGCACUGUAGCUCAGAUGUGUAUUCAACUCAUCUUCAGCUGGUAUCCCAGCGCCUUGCCCACCGAAGAACAGCGUGCCAUAGUCACUGCUGGAAACAGCAUGGGUGUCGCCUUGCAAUACGUCAACAUUGCACGAGAUAUACAAGUAGACGCUAAGAUAGGUCGUGUUUAUCUUCCUUUGGAAUGGCUGUCUGAAGUUGGAUUGAGUUACGAUGAGGUGUUGAAGAAACCGGACCACGCACAGAUCGAGACGCUACGUAAGCGUCUUCUUAAGGACGCGUUUUCUUUGUAUGAGAAGACCAAGGUCGCAAUCGAGCAAUUGCCAGUUGAAGCGAGAGGGCCAAUUCGGGUCGCGGUCGAGAGCUACAUGGAGAUUGGGAGAGUGUUGAAACAGGACAAUUUUAAGGUCAAGGCCGGUCGCGCUACCGUGCCUAAGCCUAGGAGGAUAAUGGUCGCUUGGAGAACACUUAAUCGUUAA
Messenger RNA from Alternaria incomplexa, 1749 nucleotides. RefSeq lists its product as uncharacterized. Bases 1 to 1749 code for a protein of 582 amino acids. Gene Ontology annotation, molecular function: geranylgeranyl diphosphate synthase activity; intramolecular lyase activity. The transcript has 4 exons. NCBI's taxonomy places the organism in Eukaryota, Fungi, Ascomycota, Dothideomycetes, Pleosporales, Pleosporaceae. The record is from RefSeq and is a predicted model, not a curated record. Gene Ontology annotation, biological process: biosynthetic process.